Colletotrichum lupini is the source of this 1158-nucleotide messenger RNA. RefSeq lists its product as uncharacterized. The record is from RefSeq and is a predicted model, not a curated record. The coding region runs from base 1 to 1158 and encodes 385 amino acids. NCBI's taxonomy places the organism in Eukaryota, Fungi, Ascomycota, Sordariomycetes, Glomerellales, Glomerellaceae. The transcript has a single exon.
AUGUCAGCUACAAGCGCCAAAGGAUCCAUUCAAAAGCCCACUCGUUCCGGGCCCAUCCUGAGGCUCGAUAUUGCUGCCGCUUUGGGGCUGGGGAAAGUAGGCAAGCCGAUCUUGGUCAGGGAAUAUCAAAGUCCAACAUUGACACUAGAAUCGGCGAAAAGGGAAGUAUCCAAACACCCUCUACCCGAAUACCUACCUGACAUCGUGGAACAGCAAAAUCAUUCACGAGAAAGACUUCAACGAUCCGGUGACGCGGGGACUCACGACUGUCUUCAUUGGGCUUUACAACAUACCUACGACAAGCAGCCAAGAAACUCAUGGGAUAGUUGCAGCUGUGUAGGCGGCACUCGCGAAAUUGACUCGGAUUAUUUUGAGCCCAUGACGGAAGACGAAUUUGUUCAGAGACGUGUCAGACUCCACGAGACAUACGAAGACCUAGAAGCCUCGACACAAAAUCCAGUGAGCACUCAACUUCGUGCUGGAAGUGCAAAUGAUGAAGUCAGAGAGACUAUAGAUAUGGACCUCUCUGCUUUUCCUCUUGUACAAAAUCGCCUCCAAGAAGUGAAUAUCACAAUCGGAAAUCAGAAUAACGAACAGUCAAUUGAAGAUGCAGUUGGGCCAGUGGAACUCUUGGAAGAUUUACAAAAUGAUCUAGAAGUUGCCGCAUCUGUUGUAAUGCAUGGCCAAGGGAAUCAAACAGAUGGUGGGACUAACAGUACAGUUGAAGAGCCAGAGGUUGGUCGUCGCACUAGAUUCCACGAACACUUGGACUCGCUCGAUGCACCAGUAUUCCGUUUGAGUUUGGCCGGCCUUACUCCUCCUCAGCAGUCGACUCCAAUGCUGGAAUCCAACUGUGUAAUGGGGACAACUUCUUCUGGCAACGAUUCCGAGCAAGCUUCCUCUAUUUUGCGGCACAAGGGAAUAUUCAUUCCGACUUGGCUAUGGUGUGUCUUAUGGAUCACUCUCAUCGGCUUUCUGAUAGGUUUCUCCAUCAUGAUGAGCUUGUUCGUUGCUUUGAGACAUGAGGGCAAGCUUCAUGCCGGAAAGAUUUCUCGUUACAGAACUCUCCAGCCAUGCGUGUGCAAUAUUUCUCCUUCGCCAUUCAAUGGUGCGCAUGGCAUGGAUGAAAGCAUGCUGAACGAUGACAGGCCUGAAUGA